AUGAAUUACCAGACCCUCAGCAUGGCAGGUGAUGCCUCUGAGUCACAACAGGGAAGAGAAGACCAGUCGGCUUCCACGAUACCGCGCCCAGACGCCCUCGACGAUGCCACUCCAACAUCAAGACCACCGACCACCUCCGCACAGAGCUUCACACCCCGCUCGCUCAUUGUCGGCCUUAUAAUCGGAGCCUUGAUUACAUUCUCCAACACAUACUUCGGCCUCCAGACAGGAUGGAUCAGUACGAUGGCUAUGCCCUCCGCCCUGAUCGGCUUUUCGGUCUUCAAGGUGUUAUCUAAACAUCUCUCGUUUCCGUUCACACCGAUUGAGAAUGUGUUGAUUCAGACAGUUGCGGGGGCUGUGGGGACUAUGCCGCUCGGUUGUGGGUUUGUCGGUGUCAUCCCUGCCUUGGAAUUCCUGCUCAAGGAUGGCGAGGACGGACCGAAAGGUGAUGGUGGAGAAGGCGAGGGAGGGCCUCUCAAGCUUGGGUUUUGGAAACUGGCGGUUUGGAGUCUUGGAGUUUGCUUGUUCGGAGUUGUUUUUGCAGUUCCGUUACGCAAAGAAGUCAUUGUGCGAGAGAAGUUGCGGUUUCCAAGCGGAACUGCGUCGGCAUUGAUGCUUCGUGUUCUUCAUGGUGCCGGGAAAGAUGAGAAAGUUCCAAUUGACGCGCCGCGCCGCCCAAUUGAACUUACUCAAGAACCCGGGACGUCAUCGCCGCCUUUGGAGGAGGAGAGAAGUGGUCUACUAUUGAAAGAUAGAGAGGUUGAAGAUCAGGCAACGGAUAAAAAAGAUUGGCAAACGAAGAUGCGCUUGUUGAUUGGCGCAUUUGUAGGGUCUGGUAUUUAUACUGUAUUCUCAUACUUUGUUCCUUUGGUCCAUGAUAUCCCCUUAUUUGGCGUGGACCUCGCUCAUUAUUGGCUUUGGACUCUGAAUCCAUCCCCCGCAUACAUUGGGCAAGGAAUCAUCAUGGGACCAGCAACAUGUAUGCAUAUGCUUUUUGGCGCGGUGCUUGGAUGGGGCAUUCUCUCCCCCCUUGCCAAGUCUUAUGGAUGGGCUCCGGGGCCUGUCGACAGUUGGGAAGACGGAAGCAAAGCAUGGAUCGUGUGGAUAUCACUGGCUAUCAUGCUUGCCGAUUCUCUGGUCAGCCUCGGUUGGCUGGUUGUCAAGCCUUUGGUCAAUCAUUCUCCUCGAUGGCUAGCCCACCUCAGGUCCACCCGCCUUGGACAAUGGGUUGCAUUCAAACUGCAAUGUGCUGAAUCUCAUGAGCAUUCUUAUAUCAAUUACUCUGCCCUGAACUCUGGUCAAUCUCACGAACAAGAAGGCCUCAACACUCAGACUAUGCCAACGAUCGCUAUAGAUACGCAGGAAAAUGAAGAUGCUCCGCCAUCCCAGCUCAUCUCAACUCGUACAGUGAUUAUCUUGCUCCCAUUAACUCUGAUCCUGAACGUUGUCUGUAUGCACUUCGUUUUCGGCGACAUUAUGUCCCCAUUUCUAUCGAGCUUAGCGACUGUUCUUGCUGUCCUCCUUUCCAUAAUGGGUGUUCGAGCCCUAGGCGAGACAGAUCUGAACCCAGUUUCUGGAAUCAGCAAACUAACACAGCUCCUCUUUUCCCUCGCAACCCCAGCUUCUCAUUUCUCUCGCCGAACAGCACUAGUCACGAACCUGUUAGCAGGUGCAGUAUCUGAAUCCGGCGCACUCCAAGCAGGCGACAUGAUGCAAGACCUAAAAACAGGCCAUCUUCUCGGCGCAAGCCCCAAGGCCCAAUUCUACGGCCAAAUGAUCGGCAGUGUUGUUGGAGCCGUCCUGUCAACUGCUGUAUACAAAAUGUAUACAAACGUAUACGAAAUUCCGGGAGGCAUGUUCCAGAUCCCAACAGCGUAUGUUUGGAUUUUUACCGCACGCCUUGUUACUGGUCAAGGAUUACCAGACAAAGCGUGGCAGGCAUCAUUCAUUUUUGGCGCAAUUUGGGUUGUGUUGACAGCAUUGCGCAUCGCCGCUGCAUCUGCCCGGUUCGCACGCAAUGGGAAACCUCCCCCGUGGAAAGAUUGGAUCCCCGGUGGAAUCGCGGUUGCUGUUGGUAUAUUCAAUGUUCCAUCAUUCACUCUUGCGAGGGCUAUUGGUGGUAUCAUUGCUUGGUGGUGGGCUCGAAAACACUCAUUACCUUCUGUUGCGCGCGACUCGCACAAUGGCGAAUCUUCUGCUCAGCCGGAAUUCAUCGACCCAAGUACUAGACUACCAGGUCCUGCUUCUACCGGGAAAUCAACCGAUAAAGCAGAUGCUGCGUCUUCUACCAUUGUUGUUCUGGCGUCUGGGCUCAUCCUUGGCGAAGGUCUCUUGAGCAUUGUGAAUCUCUUACUCGCAAGCGGAAAAGUCCCACAUCUAUAG
Messenger RNA from Penicillium angulare, 2382 nucleotides. RefSeq names its product OPT family oligopeptide transporter. Gene Ontology annotation, molecular function: oligopeptide transmembrane transporter activity. The record is from RefSeq and is a predicted model, not a curated record. NCBI's taxonomy places the organism in Eukaryota, Fungi, Ascomycota, Eurotiomycetes, Eurotiales, Aspergillaceae. The transcript is spliced from 2 exons. Gene Ontology annotation, cellular component: fungal-type vacuole membrane. Bases 1 to 2382 code for a protein of 793 amino acids.